Messenger RNA from Pipistrellus nathusii (Nathusius's pipistrelle), 1803 nucleotides. Lineage: Eukaryota; Metazoa; Chordata; Mammalia; Chiroptera; Vespertilionidae. The record is from the annotation of a GenBank genome assembly.
AUGGAGGCAGAUAUAAUUGCAGAUCUUCGACGCAAGCUCAAGGAGGCUGAAGAAGAGCGACUAAAAGCUGCACAAUAUGGUUUACAACUAGUGGAGAGCCAAAAUGAAUUGCAGGAACAAUUAGAUAAAUGUCGUAAUGAAAUGAUGACCAUAACUGAGAAUUAUGAGCAAGAAAAAUACACUCUUCAGAGAGAAGUUGAGCUCAAGAGUCGAAUGUUAGAAAGUUUGAGUUCUGAAUGUGAAGCUAUUAAACAAGAUCAAAAACUGCACCUGGAGAAAUUGGAAGAACAACAGAGCAGAACGCAUGGACAGGAAAUGAAUGAACUAAGAAAUAAGUUAGAGAAACUAAAAGCGGAGUUGGAUGAAGCUAGGCUUAGUGAAAAGCAGCUGAAGCACAAAGUAGAACAUCAGAAGGAACUUCUCUCUUGUAAAUCAGAGGAAAUGCGGGUAAUGUCUGAACGUGUGCAUGAAAGCAUGUCUUCAGAGGUGUUGGCUCUUCAAAUUGAACUGACGGAAAUGGAAAGUAUGAAGACCACCCUCAAAGAAGAAGUGAAUGAACUGCAGUACAGACUAGAACAACUAGAGCUUCUGAAUUCUAAUCUAAUGCGCCAGGUCGACCGGCUUACAGAAGAAAAAGAGGAGCGAGAGAAAGAAGCGGUUUCUUGUUACAAUGCCUUAGAGAAAGCUCGUGUAGCAAAUCAAGAUCUUCAAGUGCAAUUAGACCAAGCACUUCAGCAAGCCCUGGAUCCCAAUAGUAAAGGCAACUCUUUGUUUGCAGAGGUGGAAGAUCGAAGGGCAGCAAUGGAAAGAAGGUUUAUCAGCAUGAAAGUCAAGUAUCAGUCAUUAAUGAAGCAAAAUGCAUUUAAUAGAGAACAGAUGCAGAGAAUGAAGUUACAAAUUGCCACAUUGUUACAAAUGAAAGGCUCUCAAACUGAAUCUGAGCAGCAAGAACGGUUGUUUGCCAUGUUGGAGCAGAAGAAUGGUGAAAUUAAACAUCUCUUAAGUGAAAUUAGAAAUCUGGAGAAAUUUAAGAGUUUAUAUGAAAGUAUGGAAUCUAAGCCUUCAGACAACUCUAGUACUCUGAAAGAUACUACCUAUUACACGGAUUUACUUCAGAUAAAGCUUGACAACUCAAACAAAGAAAAUGAAAGCACUAAAGGGGAAUUGUCUAUACAACGAAUGAAUGCAUUAUUUGAGAGUCAGCGGGCUUUAGAUAUUGAGCGAAAACUUUUUGCCAAUGAAAGAUGCCUUCAGUUUUCCCAGAGUGAAAACAUGAAACUGAGAGCUAAAAUAGAUGAGUUAAAACUAAAGUAUGAACCUGAAGAGAAAAUUGAAGUGCCUGUACUCAAAAAGAGGCGUGAGGUACUGCCUGUGGAUAUAACCACCCCUAACAACGUAUGUUCUAACAGUGCUGUCGGGGAAGAAGUUUCUAGAUCACUAUCUCAGAAAGAGGAGGCGAAGUCCGGUACUAGCAACUUAGAAGUUAACAACUUGCAGUUAGAAAAGACAGUUUCUUUAAACAUAUCCGGAGUUACUCUCUCUCCUCACAAAAACCUGACCAUGAAUAUUCAGCCAACGAAGGAAAAGAAAUGUGUGAAACUUGUAGAAGUUCCAGCCAUAAGUGAAAGAAGUGGAAACUCCCCAGACUCUCACAGGUUAUCUCCUGAAUCAAAGCUUCAAACAGAAGUUAAAGAAGAAAAAGAAACCACAAGAAAAUUGGAAAAGAAAACUUGUAAGAAAUCACACCCUGUUUUAUAUGUGUCCUCUAAAUCAACUCCAGAGAAUCAGUGCGCUCAGCAGUAA